AUGGGAAGUAGGAAAGCUAUGAUAAAAUUUUUAGAAAAGAGAAUAAAAGAAGGUACAGCUGUCGAAGUAAUAGUAGCUGUAGAAGAAGAGGGGAUAGAAGAAGAUACAGCUGUCGAAAUAGUAGCAGCUGUAGAAGAAGGGGGGAUAGAAAAAGAAGGUACAGCUGUAGAAAGAGGGGUAAUUGAAGGUACAGCUGUCGAAGUAGUAGCUGUAGAAGAAGGGGGAAUAAAAGAAGGUACAGCUGUUGAAGUAGUAGCUGUAGAAGAAGGGGGAAUAAAAGAAGGUACAGCUGUAGAAAGGGAGGUAAUUGAAGGUACAGCUGUAGAAAGGGAGGUAAUUGAAGAAGGUACAGCUGUCGAAGGAGGGAUAGAAGGUACAGCUGUCGAAGGAGGGUAG
Funneliformis caledonium is the source of this 396-nucleotide messenger RNA. NCBI's taxonomy places the organism in Eukaryota, Fungi, Glomeromycota, Glomeromycetes, Glomerales, Glomeraceae. The record is from the annotation of a GenBank genome assembly.